Messenger RNA from Armigeres subalbatus, 6819 nucleotides. It is a transcript of the gene Sap47, whose product is annotated as synapse-associated protein of 47 kDa. Gene Ontology annotation, cellular component: synapse; Golgi apparatus; nucleus. Gene Ontology annotation, biological process: regulation of short-term neuronal synaptic plasticity; TORC2 signaling. The transcript is spliced from 9 exons. Lineage: Eukaryota; Metazoa; Arthropoda; Insecta; Diptera; Culicidae. Bases 175 to 1239 code for a protein of 354 amino acids. The record is from RefSeq and is a predicted model, not a curated record.
UUCGAAUCAUUUUGCCAGAUUGUUUGCUUGCGACUUGCGAGUUUUUGUGAUUUACGAGUGAUUUGAGAAAACCUGGUGAAAACAGUAGUGAAUUUGUACAAAUUAUUGUUGUUAGUUACUGGAAAUACUUGCUUCAAUUUAUGAUCCAUAUAAUAUAGUUUGAAGGCCUAAAAAAUGAAUAUGUUUUCCGGAUUAACUAACCAAGUAAGCUCAUGGAUUGGAGCUGCUAAAGGCGAACCACAGGACGAGGAGGUACCAACUCCCCCGAAUUCCGCUGCGACAGCAACGACGACGACGACAACGACAGCACCUCCGGCAGGGGACACAACAGGGGUACCCCUCGGUGAUGAAGGUGACAAAAGCCCUACCAAAAGUGGUGUAUUUUCUGGCGUGUCCUCAAAGGUGACAGGUUGGCUCGGAAAUGCAUCCAUGCCGUCAAUGCCCGCGAUGCCAUCCAUGCCAACGGUUUCAAUGCCAGCGAUGCCUGCGAUGCCUUCCAUGCCCUCAAUACCGGGCCUACGUAAACCAAACCAGGACGAAAACGGCGGCAUUACGAACGAGGGCCUAGCCACAUCGCCGGAAAAGACGAAUCAAGGUAUUGCCGGAUCGACGGAUGCAGCCGACGAGGAAGACCGGUCCAGGUAUAUUAGUGCUACAGGAGGAGCUGACUCACGUCCCGCCACAGGUCCUGGAACACCAACGGACGAAAAUGCCGGACAAAUUGGUCAAGUCACCCACAAAGUCACAGCUGGAGCCAAAUCCAUCGGAUCCUUCCUGUAUACAUCGUUUAAUAAAGCUGGCGAUAAAAUUAAACACCUAAAGGAUAAUACCAUUCUCGGCGAGUUCAACAAGGAGCAGGAAGCAUUCAUUAAGAACCAGCAGGGUGGCAGCGGUCCAGGUGCUUGCCCAUGGUCCGGUCACGCAAACGAAGCCAAAAUUAAGGAAGAAAUCCUCAGUCUGUCAGCGGAUCGUCGGAACUUUGUGCGAGCACCACCAGCCGGUGUUGAGUUUGAAUUUGAUUAUGAUGUCUCCUAUCCCAUCGCGUUAGCCAUCAUGAACGAAGACAAAGAACUAGAGAAAAUGCGAUUUGAACUAGUACCUAAAAUAAUUACGGAAGAGAACUUCUGGCGUAACUACUUCUACCGCGUUUCUCUGAUAUGCCAAGCAGGAGACCUGGGUACGCUAGGUGACAAAAACGAAUUUGUCAGGCGAGGAGUCAGUGAAGAUACAGAGGCCUAAAGACGUAGUUACAAUACUCAAGAACGAAGACCCAUCACGCCCGUAUCAAGAGAAAAUUAAGAGAAAAACAGUGAACAGAUGUUACACUAUUCAUGAAAAGAAAAUGUAACUAACUCCAAAAAUAAAAAAAAUAAUUACCGAUAGUUCCAUACCGUAAACCCAUCUUAGCUAAUAUACAGCAAAACACAAGGAUGGAGCAGGAGGACUUCCCCCUUCAUAUAACACGAUCAUAGGAGCACACAAAAAAAAUCAGAAUCAAUUAUGCCAUACCUUAAAUUUUAGUAUAAUUCCGAACAAAUCAUAACACAUCUUGAUGUUAAGAAUGGUUAUGUUAGUAUGUUUUAAGAAGCCAUAACCUGUCUCAAUCGAAAAAUAUUUCCGGUCUGAAUUCGACAGUUUGUUUUGUUAUUCGGUGCCAAUGGCUGCCGACAUUCAAGCCCGACGAAUAUAGUUUCCAUACAUAACUACUCAAAAGUAAACUAACAAACACAAUAAGUGUACUUUUCUGUCUUGAUGUGAUUUUUCUCGCAACCUCAGAGUAAUGUUAACCCCCAAAAAGAAAGCAUGGAUGGCCAUGCGAAGUAUCUAGCUUACCACUUGACGGCAUACAUUCAGAGAUCCGGUCAACGAACUCCUAUUUGGCUGUGGCUUGUCUUACCCAUAACAUACCUGUCCGGCAUGACUGGAAGUCCCAGAAUAUGAAAUCUAUAUCUGUUUAUUCUAACUCACAACCCACCGAGGCCGAGAUUCUCGUAAAACUAAAUUGCGCUGAGUUAUCUUCAUAUAUUGGAGCCACAACUUAUCUGACACGUGCACCUGUUCAAUCUUCCAACCUAUUACAUCUUGAAAAUAACUUAAACAGCGGACAUUUCCUAAAACAUAUUGUUUUCUUAUUCAUUUGGGUUUUUAUUUUGUUUUUCAUCUGUUUAUCAAUCCGGAUACAUCGCCGCGUAAAUGCCAUUUCAAGACACUAAGCUAAAACUCAAGAGUAGUCUGUAUAAAACCACAUAUUUCGCGUUGAACUUUACGAAAGAUUAUCAUAAAAUAGCAGUAUUCAUAUAUAUACUAACAAAUCGAAAAAAGGGAAUGAAAUUAAAGAUUUUUUCAAUGUUGUGCAUUUCGUUAAAAUCUAUACAUCUUUGACGACAAAAUAAUAUAUACAAAACAUUAAAAGACGAAACAGCUAAAAUUAAUUAUUCGAGGGUGUAGAUGUUAAGAAAACUGAGAAAGGGAAAUAUUAAACAUACAGAUAUUAAUAUAUGUACUUAUUUAAAGAAAGUAUUUAAUUCGUUAAAACUCAAUUACAAAAAAAAACCACACGUAAUUUAAGAGAAAAGACAAUACAAACCAACAACGUCGUUGAGAAUCAAGAUGAAUCAAAGUAACAUAGGUGAAAACAAUGUCUGAAAUGUGUGGUACCCGAAGGUCAUAUGAUGGGUCAUUCGAAAAAGGGCGGUCGAAAAAGACGGGCAGUUAGAUUGUUAGAAUGAAACAGUUGAAUUGGUAACGUUUUCAGAUUGGCAUGCAAUGUAUAGAAGUAGAAUUGGUGGAAAACUUUUGAUUUGCAACAAUUAUGUCUCCUCUUGGCUAGUUUCGACUAAAAUACGCUUCCUAUUGCAAACACAAAGCGACUCAAACACGUAUCUGAAAUAUGUACAGAUAAAUGGGCUGAGUCUUGGGCUGAACUAAAGGCUGAUUUUGUUUUUGACGUCAAUGGCUGAUUUUGUUUUUGACGAAGAUAAUAAUAUGAAAUUUUAAAGGCGAAUCUCAUUUAAUUGAAAGUAAAGGAAUAAUUAGAAUGGCUUAACUAAGACGCAGAACGGCCUUUCGAACAAAUGAAUCCUUCGGGUUUAUCCUUGCUCCAUUUGUGCUGACUUCCCUUUGUAUGGUGUUGAAUGAAAUACAUGAACAGGCGAUAUUCUUCGAUCAUGCUAAAAUCAUCUAACAAAAUUGAUGUUUCUGUUACUUUGUUCCACAAACGAAUAACAGAAGUAGCACCAUCUAAAAAGACAAAUAUGAAAAUUUGUUCAACUUCGCUAAAACCUCUCAAAAAUGUUUGACAAACAUUGACCCCGUUAACUCAAACGUAGGUAAAAUCGAUUUGAUUAUUAUUAAUUAAGCCGACAAGGUAUACGUUUUUCUACUUGGACGUUACAUAAGGCUAAACCUCCUCUCUCCCCUCAAAUCAUGGAGGUAUUUUAACAUUCUCUAACAGUUUCAUCUUCCGUCUAAGACGAAUUUAGUACUUUCCAUUCGAUUCCACCACGUUUUGUAAUCUUUCCAGGUACGUAUUUCGACCUCAAAUGUGAGGCCAUCUUCAGUGUCUCGUACUUGACUCGACUCGACUCGAGUACGAGACACUGAAGAAUGCCUGACAUUUGAGGUCGAAAUACGUAUCUGGAAAGAUAACAAAACGUGGUGGAAUUAAAUGGGAAGGACUAAACUUGUCUUAGACAGUGUAAGACAUGCACUAAAAAAGCUUAAAUAUUUUUUUCUCAGUUUCAUCUUGUUAAUAUAUCAAUCCAGUUGUUGGGCAUUUGGGAGGAUGUAAAGUGAAUGCAGAAAAAUAAAAGCUUGACGUUAAAACAAAAUCAGCAUUUUGCUAUCUGUCAAUGAUAGCCUUUAAAAUCUUUAUUUUUAGCAUAAUCGCAUCUUUCCUUCCAACACGGCUUCACUCUAUAUUUGCCUAUACAAUCCCACGAAUCAGUCGAACAAUUCUAUAGCAAAAUUACAUAAUGCAAUAAUCUGUAUAGACAAAUAAAUUUUUAAGGCAAUUAAACUUAAGCUGUGAUUAAUUAACAUUGGAAACUACAAUGAACAGAGUGUAUUACCGGGGCUACUGACGAAGGAUCAGCAAGAAGAUCAUUUAUUUUAACCAAAUGUGUAAAAUGUUCCCUAAAAGGAGCGAAUUGUAUCAUGAAGAGUGCAUCCAAGUAGAUGUGUACAUAAACAUCGCCGCUUCCAGUAAACGGCACAACGUUCUAGGGACAAUGAAAAGAUUAUUUUAUUUAUUGCGAUUGUUUGAAUUAGAAUCGAUAAUAAAACAAAAAUGCAACAGUUCAUCGCAAUUGAUAAUUAAAAUUUUCCUCUACUCUGUCGCAGAUAAAUGGAUGAGGCAAUAGAAAAUUUCCUUUGAUUGUGGCCACGCCUACUAGAUAGCACACUGAACGAAAAUAACACUUUGAACGCGUACUAAAAGCCUUAUAUGCAAUACUCACACUGUACAGAGCAGAUUGUUGAAAUGCAAGUUUGAUCUUCCCAGAAUUGUUUGCAUAAAGGCUGUGCAAUAGCUGUAGUUAGUUUAAUGUCAAGUGGAGCGCGUGUCAACGAAAUAGACGAUGGAAGUUUUCUCCGCGCUGUCUGUUUAUCUGUGUUACGGCUACGGCAAUAGACAAAGAAAAACAUCAUUAAAUUUUAUUUAUUAAUACACAAACUGGUUGAACGUGACAUAUGCCAACAAAGUGUGUUGCUCUUAUAAUCGUUUUGGUUGAUACCGUUAACGUAGAUAUGAAUAGAAUAAAUAGUACAAUAAUAGACGCAAAAUAAUGGAUGCUUUACCGCAGGACAGUGCUUUAUAGCCACAGUAGGAAACAAAUCUAAAGAGGCGUUAAAAACCCACGUUUCUUGUUAAAUUAUUUCGAAAAGAUCGAUUUUCGUUGUAAGUUAUAGUUUUUAUCUUGCUUAUUCUAUAUAACACCCGACUUUGUUUUCCUGCUCCUCUUCGAACAUCGACGACGACGCCGCCAAUCGGUAUCGAAUAAACGCAUUUUAAAUACACAAAUUGGACCUUGCACGCUGCGAACAUCCCACAAUAGAAGAACAAUGGGAAAAGGAUUUGGAGGCAGAACUACAGGAUUACGAAGUGGUAAACGAUGGCAACGAUCGCUCCAACUGGGAGAAAGACGUGGACGAGCUGUUAGACGACGAAACUGAUUUGAAAUAAAAAUAAUGUUUUAAUCAGCUGCUUUGUAACGUGAUGAACUGUACUGUAAAUAAUUGAAUGAGGUCUGUUAAAUAUUGAUAUUUAGUGCUUAUUAAGUAAUAUAAUUAAUCAUCCAGUUUUGUUAGGAUACAAAAUUAGUGACUCGUUUUAUCCUAAUUCCACAAGAUUGAUAGAAAAUGUUUUUUUUUUGUUCUGUACACUCUAUUGAUUUGCAUUGCAAAUUUGAAUUUCCGUUAAAAAAAAUAUUUCUAAAUAUAUACAUUUAAUGUAUAUAUAUAGAUUAUUGUGCGUUUUUGGAAUGUCUUGAUGGAUAAAUCGUAUUACAAAGUAAUUGAUGCGGAUAAAACAAGUAAUCAGGUCUUGAAAAUAUCGAUAUUUCAUCCAGCCAUCAGUACAAAUGAAAUUCCGAUGAAAAAUAAAGAAAACGUAUUUGUCUUCAAUUCCCUCCACACUUGUUAUACCAUUUUUUUCUCUUCUUCAUGACUAUUAAAACAUCAAGAAUGUAAUAUGUACUGUGAAACUCCUACAACAGUUUCAAAUGAGUGAUCCUCACUGGGGUUUCCUACUAAAAAGGCUAGACAUUUUAUGUAUAAGAAAAAUAUGUUGAACGAUACUAUAAUAGGUGAUGCAUUUUGUGAAAUAGUAACCUAUUACAUGAAAUCUUUUCACAAAUUCAGGCACCACGAUUGAAUUGCAGUGAGUAUAUAUAAUCAAGUUGACAGACCUGACUUGUUGAAAUCUUUUUCAUUACACAAAUGUUUGGCUUUAUUUAAGCUUCAUUUUUUGUCCAACCAUUCUUUGAACUGUAUAAAAUGCUCUAGCAUUUCAGACUCAAACUACGUUUACUUUGACUAAUUUAUUUUGGAAAAAUGUCAAAACUUCAUCCCACUUAACAACAUUACAAUGAUCAUACACCACUUCUUCCAAAAAUUCUCUAAGGUAAUUAAGAAAAUGAAAUCUAAGCAGAAUUAAAUCAAGUUUAUAAAAUGCUAAGAUAUUUGAACGAAAACACAAGCUAACUUGAGAACGUGAGAAUAAAACUUAUAUCAAAUACAGCCAGAAGAAAUAAGGGAAACACAUUUCAUCGCACAGAUUUAGAGAAAACAAAAGAGAAGCCGAAUUACACAAAAAAAUAGCCUAGACGUUUUUUCGAAGUAAUUCUUGUUUACUGUAUAAAGUGAAUAAAUAAACAACAAUCCAAUGCAUAACUUGCUGAAUGUAGUGCAAUAUCGGAAAACGCUAGAGCACUAUAAAUUUAAAAAAAAAAACAAAAGUAAUUCCUUGCAACACAAACACUGUUAGUGCGACCUCUCACUAGCAUGAUUCACAGUAAAACUGAUUUAGUCGAACCGAAAACUUCGGCUAACGUUUUUAAAUAUUCAACGACAAACACAUUUGUUUCCGUUUUUUUCGUUCAACUUUAAUCUCUCUAACUCAUGGAUCCGACGAAAUUAUGUAUGCAUUGUAAUUCUGUAUUUAUUGACCACUGGAAUAAGAUUGUUUAAUAUAUUGAACUAAAAUAAUAUAUACAUAUUACGAUAUACUACCGAAUAUGAAGCAUUAAUAUGUGUAAGAAAUCAGUAAUAACAGUAAAUGAAAUAAAAAAAAUCAGAGAGAUAUUGUGAACAUUCAAUGAA